AUGCCGAAGAAAGGGAAGGUGAACAAGCUCGCGCGCAUGUCCGACGAAGAACGGGCUCGGUACUUACAACAUCGCGCCGAUAUAGAAGAAGAGGCGCGCAGGCGCAAGCGAGAUCUUAUCGCACUAUUCAUCAAGAUGAGGAAAGUAAGAGAAAGAGACAGAAUAAAUGAAGAACGUUCUCAAUACUUACAACAUCGCGCCGAUAUAGAAGAGGAGGCGCGCAGGCGCAAGCGAGAUCUUAUCGCCCUCUUCAUCAAGAACAAACUCGACAAGGAGCAAGCGUUCAGUCGUACAAACACAGCAAAAUUAAAUCAGGCCUGGCGGUACAUUUUGCGUCGCGUAAAAUGCAAGCAAAUGGCACUAGAGAUACAGGGAGCCAUGAGCAGUUUCAACUUCAUGGUGGAACGGAAAGAUCGGCUACUAGAGUCGCUAUCGAGAGCAGUCGAAGACUCAGACGAGCAACAUCGCCGCGCCUUUCAGGCUCACACUGAGACCUUAAGCUACUUCCUAAACAUAGGUUCCCAACGUCUCGACAAGCUGCAGACGGAGUACGAGCAUCAAAAGAACAGUCUUCUAGACAGCUGGGAUAAAGAGGAAGGGGACAAAAUAGACAGCCAGGAGCAAGCUGAGACCAAGCUGAUGCUCAUCACUUACAUCCAGGAUCGGGACUUCCAGGUGGAGAAGAAAGAGAAGGGAAUAAAACGAGCGACUGCUAAAAAUGAUGCAAGAUUAGAGCACGAAGAAGAAAUGAGAAACCUCUGUCGACCAAAGAAGCUUCAAAUAGAGAUGUACUGGCACCAACUCCGGGAAGUAUACAACUCUUACUUGGAAAAGUUUAAUCCAAUCAUGAGCCACUACAAUAGUCUGCGAGAAAAGGACGACUUCUACCAGAAGGAUAUAGCUAGGAACGAGAUGCAAAUACAACAAGCUUCGGAAUUGAUUUUAACUCUGCAAAGGGAAUGGGUGAAAUCUACAAACACUAUGGCCGCGAAGUUAAAAAGAAUGUUAACGCACAAAGAGGACUUGGCAAAGAAGUACUGGCAGAUGAAGAGAGACGCAAAGAUAGAACGGAGCAGGACGGAAGAAUAUCUGGCAACGAUGGUGGAUGCCAGUCAAGACGCCACCAAACGUCUCGAGGAUGUAAAGGAGAAGUUGGAUAAAAUAUCGCAGAUGGCAGAUAUAUGCCGCAAGUACGAGGUGGAAGGAGACAACGAUGUGAUGCAGAGCGAGGGAGCCGGGGAGCUGCUGGAGUUUGAGAACCUGGACGGAGCUAUGGUCAACGAAUACAAGGAAUACACCAAGAUGGACAAGUUGAUGCUAAAAAUGAAUAAAGUGAAAGUCCAGACAAUUUGCCUUCGAGCCGAGAAAAAUAAGCUGGCCAACGAGAAUGUGCAGCUCAAGCAUUAUAUCAAGAGGUUCUUGACAGAGUUGGCCCUGAAGGGGACGAAGGCUAGGCCGCAUAGUGUAGCCAUGCCGACAAAGAAGACGGAAACUGGGAGACCCUUGGAUCGCCCAGUAACAUGCGUAGAAGGCGCCCUAUCGAACGCAGUCCUUCACGAGAAACGAAUGAAGUUAGAAGCCCGGAAACAGAGGGAAUGCGCCAUACGAUCUUAUCCCCGAGUCCAGUGCUGGAUAGACAAUGCUUCUUAAAAAUAUUUUUCCCCUCACUAGCUCGGAAACACGCGUUUUGUCUUUGUCCUUUAAUACCAGCGGGUAAAAACGCA
This is a messenger RNA of Leguminivora glycinivorella, 1724 nucleotides long. Its product is annotated as dynein regulatory complex subunit 2. The record is from RefSeq and is a predicted model, not a curated record. NCBI's taxonomy places the organism in Eukaryota, Metazoa, Arthropoda, Insecta, Lepidoptera, Tortricidae. Gene Ontology annotation, biological process: cilium-dependent cell motility; regulation of cilium movement; axonemal dynein complex assembly. Gene Ontology annotation, cellular component: axoneme; axonemal dynein complex.